AUGUUAGCUUCAGGAUCGCGUGCCCAGGAACCCCGGUUUCUGCUGCUUUCGCUUCUGCUUCUCGCAGCCUGGAAGGCCGGGAGAGGCCAGGUCCACUACUCGGUCCCCGAGGAGGCCAAACACGGCACCUUCGUGGGCCGCAUCGCCCAGGACCUGGGGCUGGAGCUGGAGGAGCUGGUGCCGCGCCUGUUCCGGAUGGCGUCCAAAGGCAGUGGGGACCUUCUGGAGGUAAAUCUGCAGAAUGGCAUUUUGUUUGUGAAUUCUCGGAUCGAUCGCGAGGAGCUGUGCGGGCGGAGUCUGGAGUGCAGCAUCCACUUGGAGGUGAUCGUGGAGAGGCCGCUAGAGGUUUUCCAUGUGGAGGUGGAGGUGAAGGACAUUAACGACAACCCGCCUGUGUUCCCGGCGACGCGGAAGAAUCUGUUUAUUUCCGAAACUCGGGCUCUUGACUCUCAUUUUUCACUAGAGGGCGCCUCCGACGCAGAUAUCGGGGUCAACGCUCUGCUGUCUUACGGACUGAGCCCCAAUGAGUAUUUCUCUCUUGGAAUACCGACCAACGACGAGCAGGUAAAACCACUUCAGUUGGUACUAAAAAAACCUUUAGACAGGGAAAUCGCUUCGGAGCUUCUCUUGGUGCUGAAAGCAACAGAUGGGGGCAAACCUGAGCUGUCAGGUACCGUAGAGUUACACAUCACAGUGCUGGAUGUAAAUGACAAUGCCCCAGUGUUUGACAAAGCAAUCCAUCGUGUGAAAUUACUGGAAAAUGCAAGAAACGGUACACUGGUUAUUAGACUUAACGCCUCCGAUUUGGACGAGGGUUCAAACAGCCACAUUCUUUAUUCCUUUACAACUGAUGUCUCCCCCGACCCAGAAGCAUCUUUUCGCAUAGAUUCAGCCAGUGGAGAAAUAAAAGUAAAUGGAAAGAUAGAUUUUGAAGAAACUAAGUUAUGGAAGCUUCAAAUAGAAGCAGUUGACAAAGGAAAUCCCCCAAUGUUUGGUCACUGCACAAUCUUGAUAGAGGUUUUAGACAUCAAUGAUAAUGCUCCAGAGCUGCUAGUGACUUCAUUAACGCCUUCUGUUCCUGAGGAUGCUCCACUGGGGACCGUCAUCGCCCUUAUCAGUGUAACUGACCGUGACGCCGAUAGCAACGGGCAAGUGACCUGCUCACUAACACCCCGUGUCCCCUUCAAGCUGGUGUCCACUUUCAAGAAUUACUAUUCGCUGGUGCUGGACAGCGCUCUGGAUCGCGAGAGUGUGGCGAAUUAUGAGCUGGUGGUGACAGCGCGGGAUGGGGGCUCGCCUUCGCUGUCGGCCACCGCCAGCGUGUCCGUGGAGGUGGCCGACAUGAACGACAACGCGCCGGUAUUCACGCAGCCCGAAUACACGGUGUUCGUGAAGGAGAACAACCCGCCCGGCUGCCACAUCUUCACGGUGUCUGCGCGGGACGCGGACGCGCAGGAGAACGCGCUGGUGUCCUACUCGCUGGUGGAGCGGCGCGUGGGCGAGCGUGCGCUGUCGAGCUACGUGUCGGUGCACGCGGAGAGCGGCAAGGUGUACGCGCUGCAGCCGCUGGACCACGAGGAGCUGGAGCUGUUGCAGUUCCAGGUGAGCGCGCGCGACGCGGGCGUGCCACCUCUGAGCAGCAACAUGACGCUGCAGGUGUUCGUGCUGGACGAGAACGACAACGCGCCCGCGUUGCUGCCGCCUGGGGCUGGCGGCGGGGGCGACGCGGUGAGCCAGCCGGUGGCGCGUUCUGUGGGCGCCGGCCACGUAGUGGCGAAGGUGCGCGCUGUGGACGCGGACUCGGGCUACAACGCGUGGCUGUCUUACGAGCUGCAGCCGGAGUCCGGGGGCUUGCGCAGCCCGUUCCGCGUGGGGCUGUACACGGGAGAGAUCAGCACGACGCGCGCCCUGGACGAGGCGGACGCGCAGCGCCAGUGCCUGCUGGUGUUGGUGAAGGACCACGGCGAGCCGGCGCUGGCGUCCACGGCCACCGUGCUGCUGUCACUGGUGGACAGUGGCCAGGCUCCAAAGGCCUCAUUGUGGGAGGCAGCGAGAGCCACGGGCCCAGAGUUGGCCUUGGUGGAUGUGAACGUGUAUCUGAUCAUCGCCAUCUGUGCGGUGUCCAGCCUGUUGGUGCUCACGCUGCUGCUGUACACGGCGCUGCGGUGCUCGGCUCCGCCCACCGAGGGCGCGUGCGGGCCAGGGAAGCCCACUCUGGUGUGCCCCAGCUCAGUGGGGAGCUGGUUGUGCUCGCAGCAGAGGCGGCAGAAGGAGUGCUCUGGGGAGGGCCCGCCCAAGACGGAUCUAAUGGCUUUCAGUCCUAGUGUUCCUCCUGUUUCGAGUUCUGGAGAUAGUGGAGAAAAACAGAUUUGCGGGAAUGUAAGUACAGGAAUUUUGGGGUGUAUUUAA
Molecule: messenger RNA, 2409 nt
Organism: Pteropus alecto (black flying fox)
Lineage: Eukaryota; Metazoa; Chordata; Mammalia; Chiroptera; Pteropodidae
Product: protocadherin alpha-10
Exons: 1
Coding region: 1-2409 (802 amino acids)
Biological process (GO): homophilic cell-cell adhesion
Cellular component (GO): plasma membrane
Molecular function (GO): calcium ion binding
Source: RefSeq, a predicted model, not a curated record